Molecule: messenger RNA, 1771 nt
Organism: Colletotrichum destructivum
Lineage: Eukaryota; Fungi; Ascomycota; Sordariomycetes; Glomerellales; Glomerellaceae
Exons: 1
Coding region: 768-1769 (333 amino acids)
Source: RefSeq, a predicted model, not a curated record
CCAGAUCGAUACCGAUACUAGCCUUGAUUCAUAAACAUGUUGGCUAGCUGCGGGACGCUCAGAGGCGGUUGCGGAUAUGCGAGGAAGAAAACAGAUGCAACUCCACCCCCCUCCCCCCAUUCUCUGGGCAGUGGGUACUAGCCGUCCGCUAUUUCCGGCAAUCUGAAAAGAGGCCAAUGCGAUCCUCGUUGAGACCUGGGCCAGGUGCUUGGUGAAUUGAUGGAUCAAUAUCUUUACGAAGUACGGAUAGGCAAUAUUGGUAUACUAUGUGCAGAUAAUGGUCAUUACACAUUGUUAGGGCGGACAGGUGCCAAUUAGCAAGUACAUGCUCAAGAUCAAGAAGUGUUUGCUGGCAGACCAGGUUCUUUCUACAUUUGCAACCUCGCUUCUUUAUCGUUUGUCAUGUGCCUGUUAUGCUAGAGUCUUUCUCCCUUCCAUAACUUUUACUUGCAGCUAUGUAGUGGUUUCAACCGAAUCUAAGCACGCCAUGCAUGUGUAACUUAAAAGCUCUGGUAUCGGCUGAUCGGAGCUCGCUGCGAGACGCCCGGCCAAAUGGAGCGAUCAGCGACUGGCUUCUCGCUCUCGAUUCGGGCCCGUUUGGGUGCCAACCUACUCGGAGAGUCACGAGCAAGAAAUCUCGGUGGCCCGACAUUCCCCCAAGCCAUAUCUUGCCGGCUGUGCACCGUAGCGUUUAGUCAUUUCCAAGCCAACACAGCAUCAUUGCUCACACCGGAACCCACAACCGAUCGCUCCUGGCCGCCUCUACCAUGGACCAACACAAUAGCCAUGACGCCGAGAGCAAGUUCAAGGGGAAGGGAAGAGAAUCAUCCUCUACAGCGCCCACCAGGAUCGAGGGCGAAGGAGACACUCGAAACCAGCAAGGAGAAGGUGAUGCACAACCCGAGCCUUCAUUCUCAAAUCGCCUUGCAACGUCAGUAGUCAACCUCUCCCGAGUUGCCCUGGCAGGCCGCCCUGAUAUUGAUGGGCUCCGAAGCGGGACUUCUUCGAAGGCCGAGGCAAGCACCGGCACCAACUCUGCCCAGGACUCUGGGAGCCGGGGACAGGCUGCUGUCUACCGCGGCGCAAAUGGCGCCGUUGCCGGCCUUGGGACUGCGUUCUCUUCGUCGCGGAACUCAGGCACAGGCGGCGAACGGCAGUUCGACGGUUUCAUGGAUGCCCAAACAGCGCUCGACAAUUCGGUCCAGUUACAGACACCAAGCGAACUCCAGCCAGGCCUCGCUGGACCGGGGAACAUUUCGCACAGCUCUCGCUCAUGGAGCGUCGAGUCCGACGUCAAGGAACAACAGGCCAGGGACGGUCAGCAGGUCAUUGACUUGCUGAACGCUCCAGGCGAGUCGGAUGGUUUGGAUUUCAUGUACGACAGCAUCCAGACCUUCGUUUCACUGGAAGAAGAAGAGUCGUUGAGAGAGGCGCUAUUUGGCAGCAGUGGGGAUAUCACCGUCUCCAACUGGACUCCCCUCCUCGACUUUGAGCCCGACUUCCUCCAGGGGAACAGCGCCACGGAGCUGCAGCAGCAUUUUGGCGUCGCCGAUCCUCGGCAAGCCAGAACCAUGUGGAUGGAUAGCUGGAACGACGUGCUCACAAGCUACACGGACGAGGUUUGGGGCGACCUCGGUUCCCUCGCCCGAGAAGCGCAUCGAGAAAUCCAAGAGGCGCGCGGGCAGGGGACACUGACGACUGUGGAUUCUGGGGGGAUGCAUGCGCUUCAGCGACUCCGACAGAUUCUAGCGCACGUCCGGGGCCAUUAAUU